AUGAGUGGGAGUGCUGGAUUGGGCAGAAGUGGAACGUUUAUGGCCAUCGAUAUGGGGAUUCAACAGUAUGAGGCUGAAGGGGUGGUUGAUCCGCUCAAGUACAUGUGUGAGAUGAGGCAAGAUCGAGGAGGCAUAAUUCAAACAGCGGAUCAGUACAUAUACAUCCACAGAGCUCUAAGAGACUAUAUAACCACACUGUGAUGAUGAUGAUGAUGAUGCUGGGACAGACACAUGCAUGUCGUUUUAUAUCGUUAUAUACUACAUUCCUAUAUAAAUGUUUUUUUAUUGCAACCAUCUGCCUGUGCUAAAUAUAGUCGCACACAUUCAGAUGUGGAAGUAUACAGCAUGCAAAACAGGCAGAGUGUGC
Messenger RNA from Geodia barretti, 367 nucleotides. The record is from the annotation of a GenBank genome assembly. NCBI's taxonomy places the organism in Eukaryota, Metazoa, Porifera, Demospongiae, Tetractinellida, Geodiidae.